Molecule: messenger RNA, 1497 nt
Organism: Sinocyclocheilus rhinocerous
Lineage: Eukaryota; Metazoa; Chordata; Actinopteri; Cypriniformes; Cyprinidae
Gene: adprhl1
Product: ADP-ribosylhydrolase like 1
Exons: 7
Coding region: 257-1318 (353 amino acids)
Biological process (GO): protein de-ADP-ribosylation
Molecular function (GO): magnesium ion binding; ADP-ribosylarginine-[protein] hydrolase activity
Source: RefSeq, a predicted model, not a curated record
GAGCAGAUGACAGACCCUCUUACCCUGGUGCCACAGCAGUUGCCUUUUUAGGAGACACCUGAUCGCAGCUCAGCACUGCCACACAAAGAGCUGCUGAUAACGCCUGGAGCGAGUUCAGAUGAUGAAGCCAUGCAGGAGUAAACAGAGGGCUGGGCUUCCAGAGCCGCACACAUGCAGCUGUUGUGUCUGCGCUGAAUAAAGUCACCUCCAGCCGUUCAGGAGCCCAAUUUGAUGCUGUAGGAUCUCUGGCACCUUCAUGGAAAAGUUCCAGGCUGCAAUGGUUCUCGGAGGAGUGGGAGAUGCCCUGGGAUACCGCAAGGGCCGGUGGGAAAUGUGUAUCUCAGGGAAACAGAUUCAGCAGGAACUAGCCACUCUCGGGGGUCUUGGAGCCUUGAAGCUAGACGCGGAUAACUGGCCGCUCAGUGACGGAGUCCUGAUGCACAUGACCACUGCAGAGGCCCUGAUCACUGAUUACUGGUGUCUGGAGGAUCUGUACCGGGAGCUGGUGCGGCUCUAUGUGGAGGCCAUGGUGUGUCUGCAGGGUCGAGUUCCAGAGCCCAGUACUGUGGAGGGAUGCGUAAACCUCAAGCCACACAACUUCCUGUUAGCCUGGCACACGCCAUUCAAUGAGAAAGGUUCUGGUCACGGAGCUGCGACUAAAGCCAUGUGUGUGGGUAUGCGCUACUGGCAGCCAGAGCGGCUGGACAAUCUGGUUGAAGUGAGCAUAGAGACGGGCCGAAUGACCCACAAUCACCCCAUAGGGUUCCUGGGCUCUCUGUGUACGGCUCUCUUCGCCUCAUAUGCCAUCCAGGGUAGGCCGCUGGUCAGCUGGGGUCGUGACCUCAUGACGGUCAUUCCCAAAGCAGAGGAAUACUGCAGGAAAACCAUCCGGCAUAUGGCAGAAUAUCAGGAGAAGUGGUUUUACUUUGAGGCCAAAUGGCAGUUUUAUUUGGAGGAGAGAGGAAUAGAAGACGGUCAAAGUAAACCGAUACUCCCUGACCGAUACGACGCUGAAGAGACAGACAAGAUGUACAAGCACUGGAGUUCAGAGGGCUGUCCCGGACGCAGGGGUCACGAUGCACCUAUGAUUGCGUACGACGCUCUGCUGGCAGCCGGAUCCAGCUGGGAGGAGCUGUGCAAACGGGCCAUGUUUCACGGAGGCGAGAGCAGUGCGACAGGUCUGAUCGCCGGCUGUCUUUAUGGGCUGCUCUACGGGAUCGACCAGGUUCCUGCUGGACUCUAUCAGAAUUUGGACAAAAGACAAAAACUGGAAGAUCUGGGAGGACGAUUAUACCGAGCAGCGGCAGUAGAGAAGUAAAGCUGACGUCUGUGCCACCGCCUUUAUUAACAUACUUGGAGUUAAUCCCACAUUUAUAUGGACUCAGGCAGUUUAGUUAUCUUAAACCUGUAGCAUUUGGAAAAAAUACAAAAAUAAUAAAACUGCUAUUUCUGAAAGAGAUUAUACAUGAACAUUUUAAAAGAAAUGGGACAUCAAUA